AACAGUUUAGUUUAUCAGUAUCCAUCAGUCAUUUAUAAGUAGCCCUCAGUCUUAAAUGCUGGUUUGAUAGCAUCUCCUGGACAAUCAAGAAUUACAAUUCUACUCUCUUAACUGUCAAAGAAUGGUGACUCGGGGUUCAUUUUUAACUGCACAAGAGUUGGCUGAAAAAGCUCAAGGAAAAAAACCAUACUUUAAGUUGUGGGUGAGGGCAAAGGACCAACUCCCGUCAUUGAUGUAUGUAGGCACAGAGGAGCAAACGUUAAAUUACGAUCCAGAAACAUAUCAAGGGAGAUGGGAGUCAAAUCUUUCUGUUGUAAUGAAGAUUAAAAACGUUGGCGAAGUGGAUGACCCCAAGUACCAUAUCUCUAACAUUGUGAUACCAAACACAUACUUGGAAGUCACAAGUGCAAAAUUAACAGGCGAUGAUUACCAAGUCAGGUUUCUGUAUAAAUCAGACAGAUCGGAUAUACAAUGUUUCACAGUCAAGGAAUCCAACUGGGAUGACACAUACCUGGAAAUUAUACACGAAAAUUCUUACAUCAACCCCACUACGGUGAACUAUAGCGGCCACAUAAGCAAGGUGAUGGCUGCCUCAGCUACUGUAUACGAUCGUAUUGGUAUCACCUACAUCCCAAACUUUAAUCUGCCUGGGCUAUGGACGACCGACGAAGAGUGGCCAGCGUUUCAUCACCAUCACCAUGACCACCAUGACCAUGACCACGUAGGGUACGGAGGAAAGGUCAUCAAAGAAGUCGACCGGUGCCUUAAAGUACAAACGGAUGAGCAAGAUGAGCAGAGAAGCAGUACAGAGGAACAGUGAACUAUAGAUACAACUACAAAAAAGAUACAUAGCUAUAAUUAUAUACUAGAUAGAAUUUGUGUAGUGAUAGUGUCAAAGGACAGACAGUCAAUUCACUCCAGUUAUUGUGCAAACUGUUGUGGUUUUGUGUAGAUAUACCAGUUACAGUAAUUUCUAUAGCUAUACAUAGCUAUGUGGUUUCAGAGUAUAAUUUUA
Halichondria panicea is the source of this 1015-nucleotide messenger RNA. RefSeq lists its product as uncharacterized. The coding region runs from base 122 to 820 and encodes 232 amino acids. Lineage: Eukaryota; Metazoa; Porifera; Demospongiae; Suberitida; Halichondriidae. The transcript has 5 exons. The record is from RefSeq and is a predicted model, not a curated record.